Guyanagaster necrorhizus is the source of this 270-nucleotide messenger RNA. RefSeq names its product Cupredoxin. The record is from RefSeq and is a predicted model, not a curated record. NCBI's taxonomy places the organism in Eukaryota, Fungi, Basidiomycota, Agaricomycetes, Agaricales, Physalacriaceae. The transcript is spliced from 4 exons. Gene Ontology annotation, molecular function: oxidoreductase activity; copper ion binding. Bases 1 to 270 code for a protein of 89 amino acids.
AUGUUGUCCGGAGCUUCAACAUACAACUAUGAGAACCCCGUUAGACGUGAUGUUGUCAGCACGGGGAACAAAGGUGAUGUGACCAUCCGGUUUAGGACGGAUAACCCUGGACCGUGGUUCCUGCAUUACCGUAUUGAUUGGCAUCUGGAAGCUGGUCUCGCAGUGAUUUUUGCUGAAGAUGCGGGAGAUUGGAAUAGCGUUAUAGACCCUACCUGUACGCAUGACGAUUUGUGUCCGAAAUAUAGCAGUUUGACGCCCGAAGACCUAUAA